This is a messenger RNA of Micropterus salmoides (largemouth bass), 5345 nucleotides long. Its product is annotated as mitogen-activated protein kinase kinase kinase 12-like. NCBI's taxonomy places the organism in Eukaryota, Metazoa, Chordata, Actinopteri, Centrarchiformes, Centrarchidae. The record is from RefSeq and is a predicted model, not a curated record. Gene Ontology annotation, biological process: protein autophosphorylation; JNK cascade. Gene Ontology annotation, molecular function: JUN kinase kinase kinase activity; ATP binding. The coding region runs from base 426 to 3248 and encodes 940 amino acids. The transcript is spliced from 14 exons.
UCAGUAGUGUUUACUAUAGGUGAGAUAGACGUAUAAAUUCCUGAGUGUACGCAGAUCGCGCCCUCAGAGGAGAACGGAAAAUCAGGAGGAGGUGUAGGAGCAGGAAAACAAGCGAACCGAGGGAGCUUAUAGCUUGCUGUGUUUACUGUUCACUCGGAUAAACGCAGGAGAAAACGCAGCCUCCGAGUCAUCACGGGCGGAGAAACCUCACUGGAUGCAGAGAGAAGAGGAGGAGGAGGAGGAGGAAGAUGCAUGGAUGCUGAUUAUACCAACAACCCCAGAAAGGGAGAAUUAUUAGGUGGUUGUUUUUAGAAUCGACCCUAAAUUAAAAAGUGGAAUAAGCUUUCGCAGUCCCCAGCGAUGGACCACAGCUGUCGGCACUGAGGCUUCCAGUUCUCUUGUUGUUCUGAUGACCACAGGCCCUUAUGGCGCUUAUUCAUGAACCUCGUGCCCCCUCUCCUUCUCUCUCUGGCUUCAACACACCCCUCUCUGAUCCUCCAUCCUUUCGCCGCCUUGAUGCUGAAACACCCUGCACCCCAGAAAUGGACCUGACCCCGACCCAAUGCGUCCUUCGGAACGUCCUCUCAAUAGACACCGGAGGUGCUGUCGAACCUGGGGGUGGAGGAGGGCAGAGUGCCGGGCACAGCCAGACACCGGGCGAGGAACAACAGGAGCACUUUGCCAACAGUGUCCUGAAGCUCCACGAGCAUGAUGGAAGUCCCGGAAGGACGGAGGGAGAGGGCCAGGAGCUGGACAGCAGUGUGGUCAGGAGCCAGGUGGAUGACGCCAGGCUACAGUGCCAGUCUACAGGAGGAGGAGGGUUUCUGGAGGGGUUAUUUGGAUGUCUGCGGCCUGUCUGGACUAUGAUUGGCAAAGCUUACUCCACGGAGCACAAACACAACCUGGACGAGGCAUGGGAGGUCCCAUUCGAGGAGAUAUCUGAUCUGCAGUGGGUGGGCAGCGGAGCCCAGGGCGCCGUCUUUCUGGGCAAAUUGCACGGACAGGAAGUGGCCGUAAAGAAAGUGCGGAACAUCAAAGAGACAGACAUCAAGCACCUGCGCAAGCUCAAACACCCCAACAUCAUCACUUUCAAGGGUAUUUGUACCCAGGCUCCAUGUUACUGCAUCAUCAUGGAGUACUGUGCCCAAGGACAGCUGUAUGAGGUGCUGAGAGCAGGCAGGCAGAUCCAUCCAUCCCUGCUCAUGGACUGGGCAAUGGGCAUCGCUGGGGGCAUGAACUAUCUUCACCUCCACAAGAUCAUCCACAGAGACCUCAAGUCACCAAAUAUGCUGAUCACCUAUGAUGACUCAGUGAAGAUUUCUGAUUUCGGCACGUCCAAAGAGCUCAGCGACAAGAGCACCAAAAUGUCCUUUGCCGGUACGGUGGCAUGGAUGGCUCCAGAGGUCAUACGCAACGAACCCGUCUCAGAGAAGGUGGAUAUUUGGUCAUUUGGCGUUGUGCUGUGGGAGAUGCUGACAGGAGAGGUGCCCUAUAAGGAUGUGGACUCGUCAGCCAUUAUCUGGGGGGUGGGCAACAACAGUCUACAGCUGCCUGUACCUGACAGCUGUCCAGACAGCUUCAAACUGCUCCUGAGGCAAUGCUGGAACUGCAAGCCAAGAAACAGGCCUUCCUUCCGACAGAUUCUCCUGCACCUUGACAUCGCCUCAGCAGAUAUCCUAUCAACUCCACAAGAAACUUACUUUCAGUCUCAGGUGGAGUGGAGGGAUGAGGUGAGGCACCACUUUGAGAAGAUCAAGUCUGAGGGGACGUGUCUUCACAGGCUGGAUGAGGAGCUGAUCAAACGACGCAGAGAAGAACUCAGACAUGCGCUGGACAUCCGGGAGCACUACGAGAGGAAACUGGAGAGAGCCAACAAUCUCUAUAUGGAGCUCAAUGCCAUCAUGCUGCAGCUGGAGAUCAAAGAGAAAGAACUGCUCAAGCGGGAGCAUUCACUGGACAAGAAAUACCCGGGCUGCUUCAAGCACCACAGUUCCAGACAGUCAGCCUCCUCCAACUCGAUGGAGAAACUCAUGAAGAAACGCAAUGUACCUCAGAAACUGCCCUCGUACAGCAAGAGGCCAGACUUACUAAAGUCAGAGGUCAUCCUCCCCAAACUGGACUCUUCCAUGACCCAGGUCACAAUCCCCAACAAGGGCUCUACCUCCCCUGGCCGCUCACGCCGAGGAAAACCCCGCUACAGGAAGGCUGGUAAAGGCAGCAGCGGGGACUUGGCUCAGCUCAAAGCCACUCUCUCCUCUUCUUUAGCAAUGGUCAACGCCACGACAUCUGUUCCCAGCAGCAAGCAACAUCUAGACCCCAGUGCAGCACUCAGGGGCCUGCAGCAUGAUCUGCUGCUCAAGAAGAUGUACUCCUCGAGCCCGGAUCUCAUUUCAACCACCUUGGAGGCUGAAGGCCGGAGGAAGGGACAGGUCCGGCCAGGGCUGGACAGAGCGGGCAGCCAGAGCGCCUCAGCCGGGCUGGGGGAGAGCAGAAGGACAGAGGGGCCGGAAGAGGGGCCAGAUGUGGGUGUAGGGACUGAUGACCUGGCAGAAACACCUCCACGCAGUGACACGCCCAGCGAGGAUGCAGCUUCUAUUCCGUUCUCCAGCAGCCCUGACUCGCCGUGCGGCAGGGGAGCAGCUGCGGGGAGGGCGUCUGUGCUUGGGAACCCCCGCGUUUCCCACGAGGGUGAGGAGAAGGAGGACGGGACGGUAAUCACGCGUUCACCCAGAAGUCAACGCCUCACACCGGCAGCACUGCUUUACAGGGCAGCAGUGACACGCAGUCAGAGACGUGGAGUGUCUUCAGAGGAAGAGGAAGGAGAAGUGGACAGUGAAGUGGAGUUGCCAAGGAGACGGCGUCCAGUGAGCAUGACCAAGUGCCAGUCCCUGUCCACCUUCAGCUCAGAGAACUUAUCAGUCUCAGACGGUGAGGAGGGAAACACCACUGACCACUCCCACAGUGGCACGCCGGACGUGGUCAGUACCAAUACCGACGAGCGUCUGGACGACAAGAGCGACGACCUACUGUCUCAGGGCUCAGAGAUUCCCGCUGACCCAUCUGACCCAACCCAGCUGGGCUCAGAUGGAUUGUCUGAGAAGGAAGCUAUUCUUCGACAAGUCAAGACCCAGCUCGCUAGUAAUGAUCAUAAUUACGAGCAGGGCCUGUAUGAUGACUCUGACUGUGACAGUGCAGAGCUGGACCAUUCAGGAAGUGCGGAACCCAGCCAACAACCAACCAACUGGUGAAAAUCUGACACCUCAACCCACUCAAACACCUGCAGAUGCAGCCUGUGAAUGCCUCUUUCACUCUAACAGACCUUUAGUCAUUCAGGGACAUUGCAGAGAGGCAGCAAAUGAAGGCCUGUCUCUCCUCACAAGCAGGAACACAUAAAUCUUUGGUAAGUGUUCUCAAAAAUCUGAUACCCUGGAAGCCCCCCCCCCUCCUUUUUAGAUGAAUGCAUCACAGUGAUGUGAAACUGAAUCGGGGCACUAGCCGAGCUGACAGCCCCCUAUGUUCCCUCCAUAGCAGCUGGCCCAAGAUCAGCUCUGCAGAACACCUCAGUGACAGGGGCCUCAGUUAAAGAGGCCAUCUACUUGACUGUCUAUUAAUGUCUCUUGUCAUCUUCCAUGUCAAUUUGUAUUUUUGUCUCCGUCAUGAAAAAGUGUCAUGUUAUUUCACAUCAUCUCAUAUAAUGGUCAUAAAAUCCUAUCAGGGCUUCUAUUAUAUUUAAUUGUCAUUAUCACUGGGACAGCCACUGAUGUUGCUGCUUGCACUUAAUUUAUGAAAUGUACUAUUUCCACAUGAUCAUUUCCUUGUCAUAUUGCAUUUCUUCUCAAAACAUUAUGCACUGACUAAUUCAUUAUGUUACAGUGAAUCCAUUGAUAUUCGUAAAAAAAACAAUGUUUACAUUUUUCAUUUGUGGUGUUUACAUUUAUUUAUUCAUAUUUGUGUCAUGGAUUAUGUUUCCAUUUUCUACUCCUGCGUUUUAAUAUCACUGUAAAUAUGUGAUGUUGUAAAAUGAACAAAUUUUUUAAAUGUGAGAUUGUAUAAUUUAAAGGUGCUGAUGUUUCUAAUUAGGUGGCGCUACUGUAUUUGAACCUCAAAGCAUAUGGUAGUAGAAUGUACUGUAGCUGCUGUUCAUGUCUGAGCAUCAAAACACAGAUAAAAGAGGAAGAACACGUGAACAAAGAAAAAGCAAUAUGUCUGCUCUGGUACAGUAUGUCCUGUCAUGUCACGGGUUAAAAGAACCACAGCUGAGUUAAUUCAGGGCAGACAGGCUUUUUUUAUUAGUAUUGCAGUGUUUGCUGUAUUAAAACGCAAUACUGGUUUGAACCCUUUCUGAGCAUCUCGGGGUGUAUAUAGCAUCAAAAAAGCAUGCAAGUAUGGAUAGUCUAUUGGUCACGGUUUGUGACUCUGAUCAAAAUUAAAUUUUAGAUCCAACCAUAGAGAAAAAAAUGCAAAAAAAGACAGACUGCAGAUUUCUGGCAGACACUGAAAUACUCCAGUCUAAUGACUGAAGACAUGUAGGUGACAGGGACAGAAAACACCAACAUACUGUAGAUCUCAGAGUAACUGAACUAAAUAUGAUGGUGGUUUUCUGCUCUGACUUUGCCAGACAUGUGGCGACGUAUGUUUGCAGUGCACCAGCACAGGAGAGAGAAGAUAAGAGUUUAGAUCAUUUUGUCAAACUUAAUGUGGUUCACAUUCUUUUGAUUCUAGUGUUGUUUUGGUAAGUACAUCACAAAGCAAUCACAGGCUUAUCUGCAGCAGAAGCACUUCAGAAGAACUUUUUGCCAUCCCCCAACAUAGCAAAUUAAUUUAGACAGUGAAGCUUUACAAGCCCACAAUGUGAUUCAUCAGUUUCCAGAAAGGUCACUCUGAUAUUGUCCUCACCAGCUGAAAUUUUGGCCCAUAAAUGGUCAUUUUCACUAAUGUGAAAGGGCUCCUUCAUAAUAGACAGUAUGAUACAUAAAACUCUGGUUGUGAUGUACCUUGACAAGUCAUAUGUGCAUGUGGUUCAAUCUGACUGUACAACAGCACAUUACAUCCUGAAAAUUUCAGACUGUUGAGGUCCCGCUCAAUAAGCUAGAAAUGGCAGCUUCUAUUUUUUUCUGGUGUUAAGUUUUCAAUUUGUAGAUCUCUUUAAAUGGAUUGUGGCCCUAAGACUUAAAGCUAGAAAUCCUCUUGCAGGAGAAAAUGUUGCCAAAAAGCAAAACCUACUGCCCUCUAGUGUCUCCAUUUUGGAGGUACUUUUGUUUCCCGUGAUGCUGAUUGAAACAACCCUGUCUGAACUGAAACAUUUGCUUUUUAUACUUCAUUAUUGUAACUGUACAAUAAAUAUA